GCGCGAGCAAGCGGACCAGGAAGCGCUAAACUGUCUCGCAGUCGCAGAAACCUCUUUCGUUUUCUGAGGGGACCAAAUGACUUCUUCUCGGACUGAUUCUCUAAUCCAAAACUUUACUUUUAUAAAUUAGUAGAGCUCAUGAGAGAAAUAUGAGACAUUUAUAGAAAAUCUGACUAUUAUUGAUCAAGAUAAGAGCGUCUCUUUCACCGCGUGCACGCAUUGCGCUCAUCACAAUCAACUAACUAGCCCUUCAGGUCUGAAAAGCACUGUAAGCACAAAGAUGUCCAAGCCCCCGAACUCUGCAUCUCAUUCCCAGUCCAGAUCCAGGUCCCGGUCUAGAUCAAGGUCAUAUUCUCGAUCUCACUCGAGGACUCGCUCUCGUUCAAGGUCCAGGAAGCGUCGCUACAGUUCCAGAUCAAGAUCCCGUUCACAUAGCAAGGAGAGGAACUAUUCUACCAGAGAUUUUCAGGGUAAUCGUGGAUAUAACCGUGGUUUCCGUGGCUACCGGAGGCCCUUCCAGUACAACCGAGGCAGAGGUCGCGGCUACUUCCCGCGAGGUAAUUAUCACAGAGGUGGCGGUCCUUAUGGUUACCGUUCCAACAACUGGCAUGGCCAUAGAGACCAGCAGCAGCAGUAUGACCCCUCUUACAGCCCUAGGAGGGGGCGCUCUCGGUCCCAUUCACCUCGAAAGCGUUCAAGAAGUCGAAGCAGAUCGCGCCAUUCCAAUAGAUCAUCCUCUGGGCGUUCCAGACGCUCAAGCUCCUCUUCCCGCUCCUCGUCUCCACGACGACGCAACACUAGCUCUGGAAGACCCCAUUCAAAAGACUCCAAGGGAAGGGGCUCACCUGGCGAGAGUAAGGGAUCCACCAAGGAAGCAUCUAAGCCUACAGGAAGUACCACUGACGAACCUUCUAGUAAAUGGGAAGCCCUGAGCGAUUAUGAUGCUAGCCCCAAAAGCUCAAGCAAUGCAAUAUCUACCGGCGGUCAGGCAGAGGCUAAAGUGUCCCUUUCUGGAGGUUCUGGCAAUGGCGGUUCACUGUGGCGGAGCAUUGGUCCUACCAACAAGAGCCCGCCAGCAAAGGCAUCAACUUCAACUGGCUUUGGCUUCGGCUUCUUUUCAAAGGAAGAUGUGAAGGCAGGGGACAAAUCAGCAUCCAUCUCGACUGCUUUCAAAAAGUUUUUGGCAGAAAAGAAACAGCCAGACAGGGAUAACGGCCGUGGUGAGGCUUUAUCUACGGGAGACGCUGAUAAUGAGAAGGGCAGUGGUAAGUCAAGAGGCAUUUUUGACACGUCGGAUUCUGGCUUCGACGGCUCAAAGACUGAUAAAGGACUUCCUUUUCUCGACCCUGAGGAAGAGUACCACCGCCAGGAAAUGAAAGACAGGAAGAGUGAGGAAGAGUCCAAAUAUAAAGACAAAGUCCCUCUUUCAUUGCGAGACUUCAGUGAGGAGCGUUUCGGAAAAUGGGAUGACUCUGUCUAUCUCUCUAACAAAGGUUCUUCACAGAGGGAUGAAGACGUAGAGGAGGAACUGGAUGAGGAACUUUACCGAAGUCGGAAGCACGCGGCAAGAAAGGAAGAGAAAGCCGCCAAGAAGAAAGAAAAGAAAAAGAGCAGGAUAAGUCUGUCCUCUCCAUCGCCCCCUAGAGGAUCGGAGAAUAGAGGCAGGCCAGUGUUCCCAGCUGGAAGAGAGGCCUCGCCCCCAGCCAAAUCCUCAGUGAAGAGAGACUCACAGUUUAAUUUCAGUGUAAAAGCAUUUACUGAUGAAGGAGAGAGCUCAACUGGUGCAUUAGGUAAAGAAAGACAUUUGUCACGGGAUCUUGUGCACCCUGGUAAAAAAGAUCAUGAGGAGUUUCGCUCAAUCUUCCAACAUAUUCAGGCUACUCAGCUUCGCAGGAGCCCUUCUGAGCUAUUUGCUCAACACAUAGUCACCAUCGUACAUCAUAUUAAAGCUCAACAUUUCCAGUCAUCUGGGUUAACUCUGAAUGAGCGAUUUGGAAUAUACCAAAGAAAAGCGGCAGAGGUGGAAAUGAUGAAGCCAAAGAAGAGUCCUGAAAUCCACAGGAGAAUCGAUGUGUCUCCCAGUGCUUUUAAGAAGCACACUCGCCUGUUUGAAGAUUUCGAAGAGAGCAGCUACAAGGAUCUUGGUAAAAAGCAUGAAGGUGAUUCAUUGGACCUUCGAUUUGCUAUUGAGCGCCGUAAAAAGGACCCUAAACGAGAGGGUGGAAAGAGUUCAGCUGGAUCACGCACACCCAGCCAUGAGCUCUCACCUGACAGAUCCUCCAAACACAAGAAGUCAAAGAAAAGCAAGAAGAAAAGAGCGCGCUCUCCUUCCUCUUCCUCCUCUUCAUCUUCCUCUCCCUCCCCUCGUCCAUACAGAGGGAGGGAGUACCAUGGGGAGGAGCACAUGGAGGGAGGAGUGGGGUUUAAUAAGGCUCGUCUGGGGUCCAAGGAGUACCUCGGGCCCAUGGAGCGUGGCGUCCCCCGGGACUAUGAGGGUCAUAUGGACAGGGGUUAUGAGAGGGGCAGAGGAGGGUACGAUCGAGGAGGAUAUGACAGGGGUCGUGGAGGUUACGACCGGGGGUUUCCCAGAAUGAGAGGUAGAGGAUGGAACAGGGGAAAUUACCCAGUCAACAACCCCAACAAUAACCCUCCGAAUAUGGGCGGCCCCCCACGCCCCCAAGAGGAGGAGUGGGACCCUGAAUACACCCCCAAGAGUAGGAAGUACUUCCAGCAUGAUGAUCGGGACAAGGAAGGUGAGAUGAAGUGGUUGGAAACUCGGGGCCGUGGCAGAGGAAAUUUCCCGCGUGGCAGAGGCACUUUUAUAAUUCGCAAGAGUGGCGGCAGCCCCAAGUGGACACAUGACAUGUUCCAGGGUAACGCUGAGGGGGGAGACAUGGGAGACGGCAGCGCAGAGCACAACCUCAAGGAUGACGACAAGUCUGCCGAAAACACUGCUUCCAAGCCAUAGAUUAUUAUAGAAUUACAUAGAAAAUUCUGUCAUUUACUCACCCUCUUGUUGUUUCAAACUUGCAUGACUUUCUUUAAUUGCAUGAAGAAGAAAAAUGCAAAUAAUGUGAAAGUUGACUGAGGCUAACAUUCUGUCUAACAUCUCUUUGUGUUCUACGGAAGAAAGUCAAGACAGGUUUGGAACAACAUGAGGGCAUGACAGAAUUUUCAUUCGUGGGUGAACUCCAUCUUUUUUCCUUCCCUGUCUCGACAAAUGUAGUUCAACAGCAGCUAGCGCAAAGUGAGCCACCCGGAGAAGUGUAUCCCUGAUGCACUGUAAAAGCCCUGUAUAGUAGAGCCGUGUGGAUUGUAUCAACAAACAUUCUAUAAGUUGCAAUGGGAAACCGCUUCUGUUUAUUUUUCACAUUUUUAUGUCAUGUGUUUUUUCCUUUUGUUUGGGGGGUGUGGGAGGUAUAAAAAUAAAAAAUGAAUCAUUGUCAUUCAGUGGUUGAAACAAAAAUUGAUCCUGGAAAGGGGAGGUACCCUGCAGAGAAUGCCUCGGUGAAAACAUGUUGGCUGGGAUUCACACAGAUGUGUGCUUUGUGUUUGUUUAAAGUGCAAUAGAAAAAUCAAUGCACUUGUGCCUUAGAUUUAACUGCAGUUUUACUUAUUUUUUGUAUUUUGCUGAUAGAUCGUCCCUUUUUGUUUUGAAUUGCAUGUAAGUUCAUGCAUAUAUGAUGCAAUCAUUUAUGUUACAGUCUCAUUGGACUAGGUUUUAGUGUCUCAUUGGAGCAUAUCUCUGUGUGGACCAAUCCACUGUUAACUGGAACUCAAAAGUUUUACUGUAAAAAAAUGUAUAGUAAAUGGGUUCUUUCAUAUUUGACAUCGCAUUUAAAUUAGUUUAAUUUCUGCCCGUAAAUGAUACCCCUAAUGACAACUUUAAAUGUAAAGAGGAAGAAUAAAAAAAACAGACAAAUUACUAUAUGCAUUGUAAUUACAAUUUGUUUUCAAUUAUGAGGGAAAAAAACAUUAUAUUUUUUUAGAUGCUUAUUCGUCCGAUUUUAAAGUGUAGAUAAUUACUUCAGUCCAAGAACAUGCAAGGAGCAGAUUGUGAUACAUUUAUCGCGGCCUUUGUAUACAAACAAAAGCUAUGAACCAGAAUGUAUAAAAGUUGUCACCUGCAUGUGUAGAUUAACAGACCGUUGUACAUUUACAUUUAUUUGGCCAUAAGCUCAUUAACAUCUGAAUGCUGCACUGUAUAGGUGUACUGCAACUAUACACUGCUCUGUAAAAGGUAGGAACUGUAUUUGAGAGAAUUCUAAAGGACUCAGCUGCUUAUACCUUAUAGACAACCUGCUAUGUGAUGACAUUACUGUAAUGCUGUGACUCAGAACUUCUGUUAACAUUUUACCAACUGCUCAGUCAGUGCUUUCAGUCUCCAUGGUGAUUAUGAAAUAAAGCCGUCCUCUGUUAUAAGUAGUCAUGUUUUUGUUUGAAGCUACGUUGGCUCUUUAAGACAUGAGUUGUAACAGCUGCUUUCAACAGCUGGAACUGUUUAACGAUUGUAUGAAGAAGUUCAGCUGCAUUUAUGCGCUGAGAUUUGAACUGCUUUGAUAAUUAAAUCCACAAUAUUUAAUCAAA
Messenger RNA from Myxocyprinus asiaticus (Chinese sucker), 4587 nucleotides. RefSeq names its product thyroid hormone receptor-associated protein 3-like. Gene Ontology annotation, molecular function: transcription coregulator activity; DNA binding. The record is from RefSeq and is a predicted model, not a curated record. The coding region runs from base 281 to 2968 and encodes 895 amino acids. Lineage: Eukaryota; Metazoa; Chordata; Actinopteri; Cypriniformes; Catostomidae. Gene Ontology annotation, biological process: positive regulation of transcription by RNA polymerase II. Gene Ontology annotation, cellular component: mediator complex. The transcript has 11 exons.